UGGCAACAUAUAGCAAGUGCAGGUUUUAAAACUGUCACACAGAGAGAGAGAGAGAGAGAGAGAGAGAGAGAGAGAGAGAGAGAGAGAGAGAGAGAGAGAGAGAGAGAGAGAGAGGGAGGGUUGGGGCUGAAGUAAAAUUACUGUAGUAGAAGAACAGAAAGAGACCUACACACCUCAUCACAGAGAGACGAGGGAGUAAGCGUCCAGAGUAAGAGGGAGAGAGAGUGGGAGGAGAACAAAGAGUGGGAAAAAGGCAACCAUGCUGAGGAGGAAGAGGAGCGUAUCCUUUGGAGGAUUUGGAUGGAUUGACAAACCAUCAGUUACUUCUCUUCGAACCCGGAAGCAGGAGAUGCUGACCAUCUCAAGUAUUCCCCUGGCAGACUGCCCUCCAUCUCCACCAAGAACUGCUCCUGCUGCCUUGAAGUCUACACCAUUUUUUGAUUCACUCGAAAAGAUGGAGCAGGUGUCUGAGGUGGAUGAGAUGAGACCAGGCUCACAGGGAGUAAAGGAUGACUUAUCCGUUCCAUAUCUGAGUAUCGAAAAGGUGCUAGAGGAUGGUCCGCCAUACCCUCAGGUGAUCCUUCCACGGCUUGGAGGUUAUUGGGUCGAAGAUCCUGAGACUCCAGCCGCCACCCCAAACUCUGGAGAAAGCAGUUGUUAUUAUGAGGAGGAUGAAGAAGGCAUGAACUCAGGGGGAGAAUUUGGAUAUCGACUGGAGAGUAACUAUGGCAUAAAAGCCUACCGCAACCACUUUCUGGGCAAAGAACACCUUGACUUCUACUGCACGGCCAGCAACCAUGGCAACCUCGUCAUGUCCCUCCGGCAUGAAGAAACAAAGGAUCAGGAGCAUCUACACAUCAUUUUAAGGACUCCAGCAAAGACAAUCUAUAACAGGAUUUUGGUCACAGGUUUGCCUGAGCUCCCCAGUGUCCCACAGUUAGCCAAGCUCCUUUGUGAAGAUAUUGGCAGCUUCAGGUUUAGUCCCGUGCUGUAUCCUAGGGGAUCUCAGUUAAUCAUGAAUUACGAUGAACAUGAGCUUAACAAUACUUUCAAGUUUGGUGUCAUCUACCAGAAUUUUGGUCAGACAUCAGAAGAGGAGCUGUUUGGAAACAGUGUGGAAACACCAGCUUUCAGUGAGUUCCUCCAAGUCCUCGGAGACUGUGUGGAACUGCAGGAUUUUAAAGGUUUUCGAGGUGGUCUGGAUGUCAGUAAUGGGCAGACAGGCUCUCAGUCAGUUUACACUGUGUUCAAAGGCCGGGAGCUUAUGUUCCAUGUCUCUACCAAGUUACCUUUCACAGAAGGAGACACACAACAGCUUCAAAGGAAGAGACAUAUAGGAAAUGACAUAGUGGCAGCAGUUUUCCAAGAAGAGGCCACACCCUUUGUGCCUGACAUGAUCGCAUCCAACUUCCUUCAUGCAUAUAUCCUGGUUCAGGUGGAGAAUCCCGGGACAGACGAUACCACAUACAAGGUCUCCGUCACAGCAAGAGAUGAUGUGCCACACUUCGGUCCUCCGCUCCCAAAUCCACCAGUCUUCAGAAAGGGCCCAGAAUUCAGAGAGUUCCUGCUGUCUAAGCUGAUCAAUGCUGAGCUGGCCUGCUACCACUCAGAUCGAUUUGCCAAGCUUGAGGAGAGAACGCGAACAGCAUUGCUGAACAGCCUCCAUAAUGAGCUGCAAAGACAGACUCAGGUGCUUCUGGGUCAGCCGCUCAGCGGUGAUGAGGAGCGAAUGGAGAAUGGAAGCCAUGGGGGAAUACUGGAGUCUAUCAAGCGUGCAAUGCGUGUGCGUAGUCACUCAAUGGAGACGAUGGGGAGCUCUCAGAAGCAUGGCCGUUCUGCAGGCGGUGGUGGAAUGCCCACCAGUCUGAGUGGAGCAGGUCUCACCCACAGCAGCCCUGAGUGCAACAGGAACUCGUCCCCAGUAUCAUCGACGGCUAAGUCUCCUCUGAAGAGCCCGGUGAAGAGACGCUCGUGUCUUUUCCCACGGCUGCACACUAGCAUGGACGGUCAGACAGAGCGUCUAACUCGCAGUAUGCUUUGUGAUCAGAGGAGUCUAGACAACGGUCACCUCUCGCAAGAAGUUAAAUCGGGGACCUCAUCAAACCCCAGUUCUCCAGAGAUCUGCUUGAGUCAGGAAAGACCCAGUCUGAAGCUGCAGGAGUGCACUCAAAGCCCAGAAAUCUCUUGCUCUCCAUCAAGCACCAGCAGCUUCAGUAGUGUGGCUGGAGAUACAGACACACUUGAGGAAGGAGACCCUAACAAUCUACAGGUUUCUCCCAGUUUGUCACCUGUGUGUAGUUCCUCUCCUGGUCUGGAGGGUCAAAGUGUAGGAACUCCUGUUAUCAUGUGUCGCAGUCCCACCGACUUCAAGAAUAAACAUUCUCCCGGGUCCAGUCUAAAGUUCCGCUUCGACAAGCUGAGCAACGCAGCACCUGGGCACUAGUGACCGGACAAUGAAGGGAGACCAGGAGCACUGUGUGAGACAGAUAUGAGCUGUGGAAUGAGACACCACACUGAGGAAGUGGGACACUGGAUUUGAAAUAUUGCUAAAGCUUGAGUUGCCUUCAAGAUGCUAUGAGUGAUAUGAUCACACACAUUUCAUAUACACAAAUAACACAGCAUUAUUAGAGCUUAGCAGGUUUAUUCCACCAUUGAUUCUGUUUACCUUGAAUAGUAAGCCUAUGAUUACAAUGAAGUUUUCCAAAAAAAAAAAAAAAAAAAGGAUUGUGAUGCAUUCAUAGGAUAAAGCUAGAGCAUUUGAUAGCAACAGAUAUCAAUGGUUGAGACAGAACAGUGAACGGUUAUGUCGGACAACAUUCCUGCAACAUAUUUAAUUCAAAACAACAAAGAAUUUCAGAAAGAUUUUUUGGUUUCUGUUUUGCACUGGCCAUGCAUUGUGAUUUAUUGUCUUUGACAGCUCAGCUGAAUGAGAUUAGAGUUCCUUUUAUUGUCCAAAUAUUCAUAUCUGUUAUUAUGCUUGGUAAUAACCCUGCAAGCAUAUGAAAAGUAGACAAACCUUUUGAAACCAGUAUCCCCUUUCAGUGUGAACAAAACUCAUACACUCCCUUAUAAUGUGUGUACAGAUUUUUUUUUUCUCGCAUUAUACCAUCAAACAAAUUUUAGGUAUUAUAUGGGCCAGCUUAUUUAUUUAUUUAGAGAUUUAUUGAUUCCAAAACUUACCUCCAAAGAACACACUCCAGUUACACUGUAAUAAAAUAUAAAUUUUUUUUAUUGCCAUACAUUUCUUGGUAUUCAAUAUUGGUUUUUCCAAUAUUGCCCUAAAUUCGAUUAAAAUUAUUUAGAUGUGUAUUUUAUGCAGAUUUUAUUAAGUUCAUCAGUUACUGUUAUUACAAAAUAUUAACUAUACUAAGCUUAACAAGAGAAGUUGGCAGUCAUCUAUACAAACAUCACAACAUUAAUAAAAAUCAGAUUAAAAUCUUUGACCCCUUGGCUAAAUGUCACAGUGGGCACUGAGUUAUUGCAUAUUGUUUGAUUAAAUCUGAGCCUUGGUUAAUUAAGUAAGAAAUAAAAACGGACAGUGAUUAUUUUCCUAUAACAGCAUGUCCUCAAGUGUUAUUCCUCAUAUGCCAUGGCAAUUUAUAGGAAAUUUUAUUGUAGAACAUCUGUAAACUUUAUGUUUUAACUUGAUUUAAUUCUUUUCUCUCUCUUGAAGAAAAAGGCAAAGAAAAAAUACAGCUUGAAACUAGAAAGCAUUCAGUCUUGCAGAGACUGCUCACAGAAAGAUUUACUCUCGGCUUUAAUCCAUUUAUGUGGAGAAUCUGCAAUACGAGAUACAAAUCCCUGUGCGACUUGUUACUAUAGAAACGGUAACAUGAAAAAGAUUUUUGUAUCAGUGUGACUACUCUGCUUAAAUAAAGCUUAAGUAAAAGAACUAGCACAAUGUAUUAGAACAAAUAAACCUGUCUUUUGUCUUGCUGCCAGAAAUGCUUUCAGAGCUGCUGUUAUAGAAACUUCAUCAUCUUCUGUCCAAUCAGAGUCAAGCAUUCAGCUGUUUUUUUAAUACUGUAAUAUUAAAAAAACAGUGAAUAUGGGUAUUAGUAGGAGUGACAGAGAAAGCAAUUGGAUUAAAAAUUGUUGGGAGAGAAAACCCCAUUUACGGGAAGUGCAGGUUUAAUUUCCAAGAAAGAAAUAUUUCUGCAAAUAUUUUAUUUUAGAGAAUAAAUCAAAUCUAAUAUCUAGUACGAUGUGAGAUUUAUAGUAAGUAGUUAGCAAUACUAGGGUCUUCUAAGAGAAAUGGUACUGAAUCGUGGUACUAGACCUCAAGGAAUACAACAGCUUUAGAAAUUGACCUUUAUAUAUCUAUAAAUAUAUAUUUAUUCUAGUUGCACAAUGCUGUCUUUGAUUUGGAAUAAACUUGAGUACAGUAAUUGUUAUUGAUUCAAAGACAAUGAGCAAUUCACUUGGUGAUAUUGUUAAUGCCAUAUAGAGAUAUUAUAUGUUAAUGGAAUGAAAUGCACUUGUUUAUACUGUAAGUCCAGCACUUUUUUUUUUGUUGUUGCUGUUGUUGAUAUUGUUUUUCUUACCAGAUAAAGCUCUGGAUUUCCUUGCACUGUGUGUCAGUCCACAUUUUGCACAUUGCUUAUUUUUAUUUGUAAUUUGUACUAUAUACUACUGUCAAAUGAUUAAAAAAAAUACUGGGAGAAGCUUUUCCAAUUAUAUGGUGGUCUGAGAAAACCCUUCAUGUGUUCACAUUAGAUGUGAACAUAUGAAGAAACUUUCCUGAACUAUAAUAUGUUACUGUUUUGCAUGCAUCGCUACACUAUAAAAUAUAGAGCAGUUCACUAUUAGCAAAAAGGAAGAAAAUAUUAAUAUAAUUUAAAUAUUUCAAUCCAAUAAAAUACACCUCUCUUACCUGUACAUUUCUAAUCUAUUUAUGGAAAAACAACAUUUCUGCCAAAUUUAAAAGAAUUUCAGAUUUAUAUUUGGAAAUACGUCAUCGCGUUGAUUGUGAGCAUCAUCCGCAUCAGUCUUUGUUUCAUCAUCUGAGAUCAAAGUCACUCAGUUCAUUUAAGCACAAGGCUCAUGGUCGUCUCUUCACUCAGACAGUCUCAGUGGAGAUGGGUGGAGAAACAAUCGCUGAUUAAUUCAGUCAGUUCAGUUCUGUUAAAUUUUAUUUCAUUUAAACAAUUUGACAGAUUAAUAUUUUCACAGACCACCAUAUAAUUCCCUGACUGACAGUGAAACUAUAGUGAACCCACUUAGAUUCCCCUAACUAUAGUGAACUCACCAGUAUGUAUAUUUGUUAAGUAUGUUGAUAUGAGCGUCAGAAUGUUAAACUGAAGUUAAAACAUUAAUUCACUUAGAUAUUGAUCUCUCAACUCUGGAGGCACACUGAUUUGCACAGGCUCUGGUUUUCCCUGUUGGCAUGAUCCAAUUUGUGGAGGCCAUAUUUUAAUCAUGAUCAUGAGUUUUGGGUUUUUCGAUCAAUUCAUUGUGCUAAUAUUAGAAUUCAGUGGUCAUUGACUCCGGUACAUUUAAUCACAGCCUUCAUUUUUUUUUAGAUGUUUAACUCACUGUUUGGUUGCAUAUUACAAUGGCAUAUUUAUUUUAAUUUAAGUCCAAUUAGGUUUUCCAUUUAGUAUUUAAAAGAUAUUCUUUAAUAUUUUGACAAAAGAAUUGUUGUAUUUGGAUUCAAGCACAUGUAUACAAUUUAUAAUUUAAAAGAAAAAAAUGUUUUGUCAAGUUGAAUUUAAAGCUAAAUAAAAAGAUUAUUUUUUGCUGAAUUGCCUGAAGCUGUGAUGAAUAAUAGUUGUGUUUGGAGCAUAGAGAACCGAUAUCAUAACUGAUAUUAUCCACAAGGGCCAUAAUGGGCCACCUGUACCAGAGCCACGGCCACCCGAGCAUCACAUGGUGGCACCUGCCAACCUUAAAAUAAGCCUAGCCACUCUAAUUAUCACUCCAACUCAAACCCCUCAUCAUCUGAGAGAUCUAAUAGUCCUCACAAUUCAUUCUCACUUCAUAAAUUAUAUCGGCCCAUUAUUGAUUUCUAUCAUCAAAAAUUUUGAUCAAAUCCCUUCAGUAUUAGGAACUAUGAAGUCAAUGCAGUGAUGGCAUUACGUAGCCAUAAUAAGAAUGCCUGGAAUGGAAAUGUGUUGUGCAAUGUAUUACAGAAUAUUUCAGUUUCUUGCAUUAUGGGUAAUUCUUCUGAUAUUUUAUUUCUGAUAAAACAUAUAUAUAUAUUUGGUUGUAUGUUUAUGACUACUGAUUUUCUUAAUUAAGAAUAAUAUUUUGUAUUGUUUUAAUCUUUAUUCUGUAUACUUUUGUCAAAAAAAGCACCAAUUUACACAGUGUAGUUUAGGUGAUUUGAAUAUUUGUGGUACAGAUUCCCAGUCCCAGUCAAUGUCUUUCUUAUAUAUGGUAAAUAAAUAAAACAUUUUGUAAUAAUUUUAUGUUUCCACUCUUGAUCAUCUCUCUCUCUCUCUCUCUCUCUCUCUCUCUCUCUCUCUCUCUCUCUCUCUCUCCAAGAUUUCU
Messenger RNA from Tachysurus fulvidraco (yellow catfish), 6492 nucleotides. RefSeq names its product RAP1 GTPase activating protein 2b (gene rap1gap2b). Lineage: Eukaryota; Metazoa; Chordata; Actinopteri; Siluriformes; Bagridae. Gene Ontology annotation, cellular component: cytoplasm; plasma membrane. The record is from RefSeq and is a predicted model, not a curated record. The coding region runs from base 260 to 2443 and encodes 727 amino acids. The transcript is spliced from 24 exons. Gene Ontology annotation, molecular function: GTPase activator activity. Gene Ontology annotation, biological process: activation of GTPase activity; regulation of small GTPase mediated signal transduction.